Nerophis lumbriciformis (worm pipefish) is the source of this 1704-nucleotide messenger RNA. The record is from RefSeq and is a predicted model, not a curated record. Lineage: Eukaryota; Metazoa; Chordata; Actinopteri; Syngnathiformes; Syngnathidae.
AUGUCUUGCUCCGAUAGUCAUAAGGGGAGUUUGGAAGAGGUCAGUUAUGAGGGAGCUGCAGGUGGUGAGUUGUCCAGUUGUGCGCUAGCGAUGCUGGAAAGGGAACGAGAAUCCAUACGAAGCCCCUCAGAGAGCCCUGGAGCCUCCACUCUCCUUCCAUCUACUGCCCUUGUGCAGGGCUAUGAUGUGGAGUUUGAUCCACCACUUGAGAGAAAAUAUGAGUGUCCCAUCUGCUUAAUGGCUCUCAGGAAUGCCAUUCAAACACCAUGCGGGCAUCGUUUCUGCAAGACCUGCAUUGAGAAGUCAAUCCGGGAUACUGGACAGCGGUGCCCAGUGGACAAUGAAAUGCUGUUAGAAGACCAACUGUUUCCUGAUAACUUUGCAAAAAGGGAGAUUCUCUCCCUCACUGUCCGCUGUCCAAAUACUGGCUGUACUGACAAAAUGGAACUUCGACAUUUAGAGAAUCAUUUGGCACAAUGUCCAUUUGCGACUUUGCCCUGUCCUCAAUGCCAAGAGUCUGUAAGAAAAAUCUACUUGGAGGAACACAAAACCAUAGAGUGCCGAAGGAAACUCAUGUCUUGCCCAGACUGUGUUGCAACCUUUGCUUACGAGGAAAGGGAGCUUCAUGAGCAGCAGUGUCCAUUUGCAAGUAUCAAGUGCCAGUACUGUGAGCUCGAUCUCAUCAGAGACCAGAUGGACUCUCAUUGUGAUACAGAUUGCCCUAAAGCUCCGAUUGCCUGUACCUUUAGCACUUUUGGAUGUAAGGAAAGGAUGCAACGACACAAUCUGGCUCAGCAUAUGCAGGAGUUCACGCAGAUGCACAUGCGCUAUUUGGCGGAGUUUGUGCGUUGCCUUAGCCUUAAUGGCACUACACCAAAGUCACUUUGCGCUCUUGGACCUUCGGUUUCAUCUGAUGAUCAAGGGGCAGCAUCAGCAUCAUCAUCUUAUAGAGGAACUGCAAGCGGCAGCUGUGCCCCAUGUACUCCGAGUGAAGUAAUGGAGAGGAUACGGGAUAUUGAUGGACGAUUAGUAAAACAGGAUCAUCAGCUCCGUGAGCUGAUCAUCAUGGAAGAUACUCGGGCAGGGCAGAUUGCACAGCUCCAGAAAAGGGUAACUGUGCUGGAGGAGACAGUGAAGGAUCUUGAGGCACAACAAUGCCAUGGCAUCUUCAUCUGGCGUCUCAGAGGUUUCUCAGCCCACCUCCGGAACCAAGAAGCAGGCCUGCCAGUGGUUGAGCACAGCCCGGGCUUCUACACGGGUCGACCUGGCUAUAAACUGUGCCUCCGCUUACACCUGCAGACCCCUAAUGCCCCACGCUGUUCCAACUACAUUUCCCUGUUUGUCCACACCAUGCAAGGAGCUUUUGAUGAAGAGUUGAGCUGGCCUUUCCAGGGUACUAUCCGCCUUGCCAUUCUCGACCAGGGCCCUGAUGCACAACAUCACAUGGAGGUAAUGGAGACUAAGCCAGACCUUCAAGCCUUCAGAAAACCCACCAUUCAGCGUAACCCUAAAGGGUUUGGUUAUGUGACUUUCUUGCACCUGCCUCAGCUGAAUCAGCGAAAUUUUGUCAAGGAUGACAUCCUCCUCAUCCGCUGCGAGGUAACGCCACGAUUUGACAUGUUCCAACGUGAAGCACCCACAGUGCAGCCAAGGGGACCUGAGGCCUCCCGUGAACAACUUAUAUUGCAUGCCAGUCAUGCUUAG